Molecule: messenger RNA, 468 nt
Organism: Galendromus occidentalis (western predatory mite)
Lineage: Eukaryota; Metazoa; Arthropoda; Arachnida; Mesostigmata; Phytoseiidae
Product: histone H2B
Exons: 1
Coding region: 21-395 (124 amino acids)
Cellular component (GO): nucleosome
Molecular function (GO): structural constituent of chromatin; protein heterodimerization activity; DNA binding
Source: RefSeq, a predicted model, not a curated record
GUUUGAGUUCGAACUGAACAAUGCCGCCUGCAGCGAGUGGAAAAGCUGUGAAGAAGGCCGGAAAGGCCCAGAAGAAUGUCCGUGCGACCGACAAAAAGAAGAAGAAGCGCAGGAGGAAGGAAUCCUUCUCUAUCUACAUCUACAAAGUCUUGAAACAAGUUCACCCCGACACUGGUAUCUCAUCGAAAGCCAUGUCGAUCAUGAACUCGUUCGUCAACGACAUCUUCGAGCGUAUCGCCGCUGAAGCUUCUCGUCUGUCCCACUACAACAAGAGGUCAACCAUCACCUCCCGGGAAGUUCAGACCGCUGUGAGGCUCCUCCUUCCCGGAGAGUUGGCCAAGCACGCCGUCUCCGAAGGAACCAAGGCUGUCACGAAAUACACCUCGUCGAAGUGAGCGCCACCAGAGUGCUCGAAAAAAGGCCCUUAUCAGGGCCACCAAAAUUCAAAAGAUCACUCUCCUCAGAAGC